This is a messenger RNA of Octopus sinensis (East Asian common octopus), 630 nucleotides long. Its product is annotated as serine palmitoyltransferase 3-like. The record is from RefSeq and is a predicted model, not a curated record. Lineage: Eukaryota; Metazoa; Mollusca; Cephalopoda; Octopoda; Octopodidae. Gene Ontology annotation, biological process: sphingosine biosynthetic process; ceramide biosynthetic process. Gene Ontology annotation, molecular function: serine C-palmitoyltransferase activity; pyridoxal phosphate binding. The coding region runs from base 1 to 630 and encodes 209 amino acids. The transcript has a single exon. Gene Ontology annotation, cellular component: serine palmitoyltransferase complex.
AUGGAGGGUACAAUUCUCAAACUACCGCGAUUGAUUAGUCUAAAGAAGCAGUACAAGGCAUAUUUAUUUAUCGACGAGGCUCACAGCAUUGGUUCCCUUGGGCCUCGUGGAGGUGGAGUAUGUGAUUAUUGGAAUGUGGAUCCCAGAGAAGUCGAUAUCCUCAUGGGUACAUUCACAAAGAGUUUUGGUGGAUGUGGUGGAUAUCUUGCUGGGUCACACUCAUUUAUAAACUAUAUUCGGAAUAAUUCGUGUUUUAUGGACAGUACCACUAUGCCACCUCCAGUAGCAACUCAGAUCUCCAAGGCAAUUCAGAUUAUACAGACGCCGUCUGGAAUUGAGAGAUUAAAGUCUUUAAAACGGAAUCUCAGCUAUUUCCGGAGAAGACUAAAGGAAAUGGGAUUUCUUGUUUACGGACACAGGGAUUCUCCUGUCGUUCCCGUUGUGUUUUCGUCUCUGGCAAAAAUUGAUUUGAUUGGCAAGUAUAGCUUGGAUUCUGGAUUGGCUUUGACUUUGGUUGGUUCUCCAGCCACUUCACUGAUGGGGGCAAGAAUUAGAUUUUGUAUAUCUUCUGGACAUACGCGGGAAAUGCUUGAUAAGGUUUAUGAAUACACUAAUAUCAAUAGACUCUGA